ACUGGAGCCCUGCCAAACAGGGUCUCAUUGUCUACCGCACGCAACGCACCCAUCCUCGCAUGUCUCACGCUCGAGUCGCCUUGUCCUCCCCGUCCUGACCAGUGACCACCCUCCCAUACCCUCACGUCACUGCAAAUCAUUCUCCCCCCGAACCCUCCGCCCAGAACCUCGAUUUCGAGGAUGUGACGCCUCGCCUACCCAGCCUCCCGCCUGACCGGCAACUCCGCUAGGGGCUCUCCCAGCGCUCUCUCCACGGACGCCCCAAGGGUGUUUGAUGAAAUGCCUCCUCUGCUUCCCGCGUCACCAGCACUGCCUCGCCGCACGCUGUUUGCCCAUGCCCACUAGGUUCUCUGCGGAACACAUGCCUUGGGGUUCUGCAGCGUGGCUCGGCAUUCUGCAGAUGACCAAGCUGGCGCAGAGCCACCACGGUUCACAGUGGUGCCGGGCGACACUGCCAUAGAUGGUCCGGGCACAGGUGCGGGCGUGGGCGUGUCAGAGGCUUCUGAGAGGGUUUGCCGUGUCAUGUCAAUGCAGCCAGAACUGAGGAUUGCGUCAGCCCUUGAUGCGCUCAGGUGACUGUGUUGCCAGAGCUUGUGGCCGAGGUGCUAAAAAACCUAAGCAAUGCUGGCAUGCUAGCACUUGCCUUAUUCAGGUAGGCAGAGAGGCAAGAGGGCUUCUGGUACACAGCCGAGAGCUUCCACAAUCUGAUCGAGGAACUUGGCAAGAUCAAGCAGUUCAGGCUGGUGAGCUUGGUGGAGACCAUGCAGUGCCGGUGCUUGCUCUCUGACACAUUCAAGCUUAUUGUCCGGAGGUAUGCCCGGGUGAGGAAGGUCAAGGAGGCUGUGGAGACGUUCGAGAAGAUGAGCAGUUUUGGGCUCAAAACUGAGUUAUCGGAUUACAACUGGUUGAUUGACACAUUAAGCGAAUCCAAACAAGUGAAGAAGGGACACGCCAUCUACAAGGAGAUGAAGAGGAAGGGCAGGUUCAUUCCAGAUUUGAAGACCUACACAGUCCUCAUGGAAGGCUGGGGCCAUGAGAAAGAUCUGUUGAUGGUCAAAACAGUGUACCAAGAAAUGCUAGAUGCAGGCAUUAGGCCUGAUGUUGUGGCGUAUGGAAUGCUGAUCAGUGCCUUUUGCAAGUCUGGUAAAUGUGAUGAGACCGUCAAGGUGUUCCACGAGAUGGAAGUAAGUGGUUGUAUGCCGAGCCCUCAUAUGUACUGCAUGCUUAUCAAUGGGCUUGGUUCUGAGGAGAGACUGGAUGAAGCUUUGAAGUACUUUGAGCAGUAUAAGGAAAGUGGAUUCCCCAUGGUGGUGCCUACAUGCAAUGCGGUUGUUGGAGCUUAUGCAGAUCCUCAAAGUUUCAGCAUGCUUUCAAGAUGGUUGAUGAGAUGAGAAAGUGUAAAAUUGGACCCAAUUCCCGGACUUAUGAUAUAAUUCUUCAUCAUCUUAUAAAAUUGCAGAAAUUCGAAGAGGCAUAUGAUGUAUUCCAGAGGAUGGGGUCGGACGGCUGUGAGCCUCAGCUCAAUACAUAUACAAUGAUGGUUGGCAUGUUCUGCAAUAAUGAAAGAGUUGAUAUGGCAUUAAAGGUGUGGAAGCAAAUGAAGGAGAAAGGUGUCCUCCCAUGUAUGCAUAUGUUUUCAGCAUUGAUCAAUGGGUUAUGCUUUGAGAACAGGCUUGAAGAAGCUUGUAUAUAUUUCCAAGAGAUGUUGGACAAAGGAAUAAGACCACCUGGUUAGCUGUUUAGUAAUUUGAAGGAAGCUCUUGUUGAAGGAGGAAGAAUUAGUUUUUUCGCGACCGUGAAGGAGGAAGAAUUAGUUUGGCACAAGAGAUGGCUUUGAAGUUAGAUACAUUAAGGAAAACCCCUUUGCGUGGUUGAGGAAUUCUUUCUGUUCUUAAAAUGUCUGAAGCGAUUGGAUCAUCUCACAGUUACACGCUAUCUGGGCAUGCAAUAUACAUUUGUAGCCCUAGCAAUUGGUGGAAGCAGUGUGAGUAUUCUGUACUUCAGAUCACUAAAACAAUCUCUAGCCAUCAGCUAACUUGUAUUUGUUUGGAAAUGUGACAAAAUCAAUAUAAUAUCAUGAGUUUGUGAAGAAAA
Molecule: messenger RNA, 2094 nt
Organism: Panicum virgatum (switchgrass)
Lineage: Eukaryota; Viridiplantae; Streptophyta; Magnoliopsida; Poales; Poaceae
Product: pentatricopeptide repeat-containing protein At1g71060, mitochondrial-like
Exons: 1
Coding region: 762-1391 (209 amino acids)
Molecular function (GO): protein binding
Source: RefSeq, a predicted model, not a curated record